This is a messenger RNA of Panicum virgatum (switchgrass), 1599 nucleotides long. RefSeq lists its product as uncharacterized. The coding region runs from base 179 to 1372 and encodes 397 amino acids. Gene Ontology annotation, cellular component: endoplasmic reticulum. The transcript is spliced from 3 exons. The record is from RefSeq and is a predicted model, not a curated record. NCBI's taxonomy places the organism in Eukaryota, Viridiplantae, Streptophyta, Magnoliopsida, Poales, Poaceae.
UCCAGUUCCCGACUUCCCGUCGAGAUCUGGCCCCGACUCGACCGUUGCUCGUAGAUGCCGUUGCGCCGCCACGCCGCUUCAAAUUGCGAACCCCACGCCUCCCUCGUCGCCGGGCCACAGCAUAACGCCGAUCCCAAUCCACCAAGCACCCCCAACCAACCAACCAACCGACCAACCGAUGGGCGACGAGAGGGGGGAGACGGAUCCGCCCCCACCGGUGGCCGCGGCGCUGCCCAGGAGGGCGGCCACCGGCGGCACGCCCACCGCGUCGCGCGGCUCCAGCACGGCCUCCUCCUGCUCCUCCAACUCCCACCCGUCCGCCCCCGCCCCCGCCUCCACGGGGACGCCGCCGUCCGCCGUCGUGCCCUGGGCGGCGCGCGCGGGGGACAGCUGCUACUACCCCGGGUGCCGCAAGGACGCCAACUGCGCCUGCGAGAUGUGCCUCGCCAGCAUCGACGCCACGCGGGACCUGGUCCGCGCGCCCGAGGCGGCCUCCGCGCGCAGGUUCUUCGCGGGCGCCGCCGCCGCCACCAGGGGCCGGCGGCCCGCGCUCUUCUGCCGCGACCGCGGCGCCGGGGCGGGGUCCGACCUCACCGAGCCGCCGUCGACGCCGCCGAUGCGGUCCACGGCCAAGUCCAGGAGGCCGCCGGGGCAGGCGGCCCGCGGGGGCGGGGCGAGGGCCGCUGGGGUUUCGCACGACUGGGCGGUCUACGCGGCCACGGUUCUUGGGUUCCUGCUCCUGCUCUGGGUCGACACGGGGCUCGUCCCGGAGGCCGCGGCGAGAGGGUUUGGACCCAAGCUGUCGCCGGAGGCCGUGGCGAGGGUGGGCGCCGACGCGCGACUCGCGCCUGGCGGCCUGGAACACAAGCUCCGCGUCCUGGAGCGCAGGGUCGGGCAGCUCGUCGGCGGCGAGAGGGCCGCCAAUUGCAGCUCGCAAGACUCCGUCUGGCGACUCCUCCAGAAUGAUCAGCACGUGUUCCGCUGGCGCUGCACGGUGUACAAGUCCGCGGCCGAGGAGGUCAACGUCUGGGGGAGCCCUCUCCGCACCUCCGGCCUCGUCCCGGCCGCGCUCUCGGCGCGGCACCUCACCCUCCUCUCCGGCGAGAUCACCGAGUGGUCCGACGGGAGGUUGUGGCCGACGGUGCGGGCGAGCAACGGCAGUUCCUGGGCCUACCGGAGGCAGAGCGCGGCGGCGGUGCGGCUGGAGCCGGAGACGUGGGUGCUGGAGUACCAGAGGAGCACGCUAUUCGAGGGCACGCGGCUGAUACCGGCCGCUGCGGAGCUGCUCGCGUCCAGGUGCUCGACGCUGGCGCGGCGAAGGCUGCAGUCAAAGAGGCGGCUUUUCGGUGGCGCACAGGCGAGCCCAACCUGACUGACUUGGCCUGGCCGGGGGUCGAUUUGCUGUCUAGGAUGCUUCUAGCUAGUUCUAGUAGAUUCAUGAUGAUUCAUCUCAUCUCCUGUGAGAUUGAUCAGGACUUCUGUGUUCUUUUGGUUGGUUGCAGUUAUGUGUAGGCACACAGCCGGAUCAAAACGCUGGAAAUCGUUUGUCUUGAGCAUUGUUAGCAUUAUUAAUAAUCGUGCUCAAUCCCCUUCGAUGCA